Messenger RNA from Alosa alosa (allis shad), 1827 nucleotides. Its product is annotated as regulatory factor X-associated protein. The record is from RefSeq and is a predicted model, not a curated record. Lineage: Eukaryota; Metazoa; Chordata; Actinopteri; Clupeiformes; Clupeidae. Gene Ontology annotation, biological process: regulation of transcription by RNA polymerase II. The coding region runs from base 401 to 979 and encodes 192 amino acids. Gene Ontology annotation, cellular component: nucleus. The transcript is spliced from 3 exons.
GACGUUUCCUUCCUUCACUGCAAAAGUAGACAUGCUAACGUAGGUAUCUCACUGUUUGUCCGAGACGUUUGGUGUCUUUCUGCUAGCGAAAAUGUUCGGUCUUACCGUUAUCGGUGGCAAUCGUGAGGAUUGACAGUAGACUGUUAUAUGCACCGGUAAAAUACAUCUAGCACAUUGGAUAGUGUCUGUCAAUACUUGUGCUUUUCGUGGAUAUCUAAAUCUCUAGUGCAUAUGGCUAGCUGACAACGACCAAGCUAACGUUAGCCAGGGUGACAUGUUAAGUCCAUGUUAGAUGUAAUAUCUUGGUCACAAGUAGGGCACUGUUCUGUUUAAUCUGAUAUCAUUAACCAACAAUAGCAACAUAAAGUGAAGUAGCCUACGUUAGAGUGAACAUUUCAAAAUGAGUGAAGAGGACUCCGGAUGUCAAGCUAGCAACAAAGAUACGGGGGAGUUGCCCACCAGUGGUGUGGAAAGCAGGAAUUUGGUUACACCACACGAACAAGAGAGCAUGUUCGAUGAUGAUGAUGAGAGCGAUAAUGUGGAAACAUCUGAUCCAAGAGACAGUGCCGCAAGCCCCGAGGAACUCAACGACGAGGAAUCUUUUGGCGACAAUGAGAAUGUGUCGAAAAAGUGCACAUACAGCGGGUGCACGGAAACCACUACGCAGGUGGCUAAAGCAAGAAAGCCUUGGAUGUGCAAGAAACACCGUAACAAAAUGUACAAAGACAAGUAUAAGAAAAAGAAGAGUGAUCAGGCAAUGUCAUCAGGGAAAUUAGACGAGAGUGGAGAAGACAGACCUGUCUCUGUCACAAAACAGCGUCUCGGGACGAUGGGUGACCGUCCGGCCAGACCAUCACUCAUUGAACAGGUUUUAAAUCAGAAAAGAUUGUCUCUGCUUCGGAGCCCGGAGGUCAUCAGUUUUCUCCAGCAGCAGCAAAGGCUCCUGACUUCCCAGCCCAAAACACAGUUGGACUAUUGACCGUAAUGGCAGGGCCAUGGUCUGUGGUAUGUCUCCACUCCUGCUUCCCCCAUGUCCCUCAUAAAUCUUCACAAUCAAUCUUCUCGAGACUACAGAGGGAGUCCUGUUGAUGCACUCUUUGUUUAACCAAGAGCGAGUGGAGUACCUAGGACUGCCAUCUAUGUCACAUUGACAUGGCAUUAUCAGUGGAGGGUAACGGGGGUGUACUGCACAAUGUGUAGUUUGUAUUAUCCUGUGUAAAGCAACCCGUGUGAAGACUGUUAAGCAGUUUAUUUUUUAUUUAAGUUGUCAUUUUUAACCGCAUCAUGAAGCUGUACAUUUAUCAUGCAACAGUGGUUAUCAAUAUAGUUUGCUUUUAUGAAACAGAAAAUACAUAUACAUCCUAUACAUAGGUUCUUUCUAGAAAUGUGUGCCUAGGUGUUCCUGGCUUAACUGGUGUGCACUGCAGGGUGGCUCUCAUCUCAUUCUGGCCUGUUGAUUAAUGGUUGUGAUACUCCCAGCACCUCUGACCAAAGUACUGGUGCAGUCAAACCCCAAACUUUUUAAAUAUUUGUAAUUCAUUUGAAAUCCAUUUUGUUAUAUUGAGUGUUACUUGAUGUACUGUAGGUUUCAUUGAAAUCAUGUUGUGGUGUGAUCUGUUUUAGGCGUAUGCUCUGUGUGGUUUUGCUGUUAGACGUGGGCAUGAGCUUGUGGGGGAAAAAAUGGAAAGCUGUUUCAUGAAUUUGUCUGGUUGGCAUCAUUCACUAGUAGCAACCUUUUCAUUUGCUCUCGAUGGCAGCACCAUGAUGAUAAUGAUGCCAAGCUCAUGAGAUUGCAAAUGAAUAAAACAUGAAUAUGAGUGUCAUUGA